Molecule: messenger RNA, 568 nt
Organism: Rhagoletis zephyria (snowberry fruit fly)
Lineage: Eukaryota; Metazoa; Arthropoda; Insecta; Diptera; Tephritidae
Product: zinc finger C4H2 domain-containing protein-like
Biological process (GO): positive regulation of neuron differentiation
Cellular component (GO): nucleus
Source: RefSeq, a predicted model, not a curated record
AGCACUUUACAGCAUCCAAUAAUCACAAUAAAUUAACUUAAUUGUGAAUGAAUUUCUUUUAAGAAGCAGAACAGUUUUGUACACAACGCUGGACAGAAAUUUUCUUGGCAAAUUUUAAUAAAUUACUGAAUAAAAAUAUAUACGGAUUUUUGUAACUGAAAAAGGACCAUAAAUAUCCGAAAAAUUUCAGCAAGAGGAUCUUUUCUAGCGACCAACGCAAACAAGCAGGAGGGGUUUACUUACAAAAAUGGCCACCAGCGAUAUCAGUAGUUCCAACGAACGCCACUAUUAUGCAAAACUUGAAGCUAUCAAAGAUAUACGAGAUAAAACCAUAGCAUUGGAAAAAUUAAAAGUGAAAAUUGUUAAAGAAGUAAAAAUAAGCGACGAUGAGGAAAAAUGUCUCGAUGAGUAUCGUAAAGAAAUGGAACAUUUGCUCGAGGAGAAAAUGUCUCACGUCGAAGAACUGCGACAAAUUCAUGCUGAUAUAAAUGACAUGGAAAAUAUAAUUAAACAAACCAAGGAAAAUCAAACGCGUUCCGUUGACAUGGCCAAUCGCGUAUAUGAAGAA